This is a messenger RNA of Geodia barretti, 2663 nucleotides long. The record is from the annotation of a GenBank genome assembly. Lineage: Eukaryota; Metazoa; Porifera; Demospongiae; Tetractinellida; Geodiidae.
GGGAGUUGCCCUCUUGCGUUUGUGUGUCUUCAGCCAGCACAUUGCACUCUCAGCGCAACAUCUUUUAACGAUUCCACGUACGCCCCACCGAGGAAGUGGUCCACAGAGAUAAUGGAGGACACCGCGGCCUCCGAUCAGGAGAAACAGUGCUCUAACUGCAAGCGGUUCAUCUCUGCCAAUGCCUUUCUCCUGCACGAGGCCCACUGUCGACGUCACCUCCGACUCUGCGAGGUGUGUCAGGAACCGGUUCCACUCCAGGACAUGGAGGAACACCACCGGGAAAACCACGCCCCCCAGUCAUGUGACCAUUGUGGGGCCACCAUGCCUGCCGACAGACUUGAGGAGCACCUGGAGAGCCAGUGCCCAGAGAGGGAAGUCAACUGCAAAUAUUGCGAGCUGGAAGUCAGGGCUGGGGACUACGACUCGCACAUCGAGACCUGCGGCUCGCGGACCGAUUUCUGCGACAGAUGCAACGUGCGAGUCAUGCUCAAAGACAUGGAGGAACACAAACUGGCCAAGUGCAGCGACCUCAAGGUCGGCGACGGGUUACACCUGGAGCCCACUCUCGAAAAUCUGCCCUCCGCCUACAUGGACGGAUUCGCCGGGGACGGUUUUUCCGCGGGGGCGUCCUCUCAGGGGGUCCUGAUGGGAGAUGGAGCCGAGGGGGCAUUUGGAGGGAUCAGAAUUCUCGGGGGGUUCGGCAUGGCCCCUCAGCAGUGGAGUAGAGAAGAAAAUCUUGAGUUGGACCAGGAGUGGCUGCAGGAGGUGGGCGGAGUGUGCGAGGGAGAGGAUCUGGAUCGGAUGAUGGCCCAGGCCAUCGCUAUGGAGACCAACCAGCAAGCCACUUCCAACGACCACCUCUUUGGCAUCGACGACCGUUUCCGUAGAGAAGACCACUAUGCCAACGUAGUCAGGGAUAUGGAGGACGAGAGGGAAGCUAAUGACGAAGAAAUGGCGAGAAGAUUGCAAAACACGUUUGACCACGAAUACAACUUGGAGAGAACUGACGAAAAUCUCGCCAGACAACUCAGGAGGGAGGAAGAGACUGUCGGUGUACCCGACUCGCCACCUUUGACCUCCGUUCUUUCCGCCGGGACUAACACUCCAAUUAGUGCCCACCACCCCCAGGAACCUCUGACCUCGCAUCUCCCGACCGUAGACUACCAGACUUCAAUGCAGAGAACGCGGUUUUCGGUUCCAGGAGGGAGGGAGGGAGACAAUGACAAUAAUGACGAGGAGGAAUGGAGACGAGAAAGGGAGAGGUUGCGGGAGGAAGAGAGGGAGAAGGAGAGGGAGCAGGAGAGGGAGAAGGAGAGGGAGAAGGAGAGGGAGCAAUUGAGAGAGAGAUUAAGGGAGGAGGAGAGGGAGGGGGAACAGCUGAAAGAGAGACUGAGGAAGGAGGAGAGGGAAAGGGAGCACCUUUUACGGAGAUUGAGGGAGCAAGUGAGGGAGGGGCAGGGUCAUAGUGAAGAAAGAAAGCUUCUCACAGGGAGACUUGAUAUGGAGGAGAGGGGCCGAAUGGCAUCCAAAGUCGAGAGAGACAUGUGGAGAGUCCGGCAGAACGGCGACGAGGCGAUGGGUGCAGAAUACGACCACGGUGAGGACGCCCCUGAGAAGAUUGGCGACGCGGAACUGGCGUACAAACUCCAGAAGAAGGAGAUAGAAGAUGCGAGGAUCGCGGCGAUGAAGAAGAAUGAAGAGAUGCUAGCCGAGAUUGAGAGGAAGCAGAUGGAGAUGAAGAGCACUGAGCUCAUCAUCCGAAUGAGCAAGGAGGACAUGGAGUACAACAUGAAGAAGCUUGCCGAGCACAAGGCCAAGAUUGACAGUCUCACACAACAGAUACAAGAACUGUCGGAGAAGAAGGUGAGAGGAAGAUACUGGAGUGAAACUGGGGCGACGCCAGGAAAGUGGGACGCAGAUUUUUACCCGAGACACGAGUAUGACGAGUCUCAUUUUGAUGAGCCUCCCCCAACUCCUCCCAAUUCUCCUCCUGCCAGCCCCUCACCACCGCAGAGCCCCGUACCCACGUCCAGCUCCGCUGCCGAUUACGUCAGAUUGGAACGGAACGACGACGAGGACGAACCACGUCCCAAACCCAUUCCAAAGUCACAUCCACAGGACAGGGAGAAGAUACCGUGUCAAUUCUGCCAAAAGUCGUUCCCACUUGAUGUCAUCAUGAGUCAUCAGGUCAUGUGACUAAAAUUAGUUUUAGCUCCGCAUGUACAGCCUGAGCAAUGCCUUAUGGGGAUGAAUCUCGUUGGUUCAAAACCACAAGUGCUGCGCUCAUGGCAGCCUUUAUAAACUCUUGAUGCCAGAGAGAGAAGUUGCGGUAUGCUCUGCUGAUGAGGGCCAACAAGCCCGAAACAGCUGUCCAGAGCUCCCAUCUUCUUUCUCUUGGCAUCACAUGGUAUUUUCUACAUGUUAGUUACCAUUACCGCACUUCACUUGCCUUAGUAGCAUGUAGUGGGCCUACUUAUGCAUUAUGCCAGUAGGAGUGUGUAUGGAGAAAACUACAUUCGUCAUACUGCCUCAGUGUAAAGCACUGAAUGGCAAAUGGUCAUAUGACAAUGCUAGGCUUAUUCACAAGAUUCGUGUUUUCAUUCAACUAUAUUUAUGUACAUACGUACUUACAGCACCACUGCAGGGCGGGGUCUGUACAUGGG